UAUCCUUUCCCCCCUUUGCCAGAUGAGGCCGCUAAGGCCCAGGGAGCAUGCCUGUCCAAGAAGCCCACCAUUCUUGGCCCCCCUGACGUUGCUGCCCGUUUCUUGUCCCCGCAGGUUCGGGGCGCCCGCCCCCCACUAGGCCAAGUGGAGGGGGUGCCCCCACCCAAUGGGCCUGGCCAGGGCCCUGCGCCGCCUUAGCGGCGCCCUGGAGUCGGGGGAGAGCCGGGCGGGCGAUGAGGAGGAGGCCGGGCCGGGGCUGUGCCACAACGGGUGGGCGCCGUCGGCGGUGGGGCGGCGGCGCGGGCGCUUCGUCAAGAAGGACGGGCACUGCAACGUGCGCUUCGUGAACCUGGGCGGCCAGGGCGCGCGCUAUCUCAGCGACCUGUUCACCACGUGCGUGGACGUGCGCUGGCGCUGGAUGUGCCUGCUCUUCUCCUGCUCCUUCCUCGCCUCCUGGCUGCUCUUCGGCCUGGCCUUCUGGCUCAUCGCCUCGCUGCACGGCGACCUGGCCGCGCCGCCGCCGCCCGCCCCCUGCUUCUCGCAGGUGGCCAGCUUCCUGGCCGCCUUCCUCUUCGCGCUGGAGACGCAGACGUCCAUCGGCUACGGCGUGCGCAGCGUCACCGAGGAGUGCCCGGCCGCCGUGGCCGCCGUGGUGCUGCAGUGCAUCGCCGGCUGCGUGCUCGACGCCUUCGUCGUGGGCGCCGUCAUGGCCAAGAUGGCCAAGCCCAAGAAGCGCAACGAGACGCUCGUCUUCAGCGAGAACGCCGUCGUGGCGCUGCGCGACCGCCGCCUCUGCCUCAUGUGGCGCGUGGGCAACCUGCGCCGCAGCCACCUCGUCGAGGCCCACGUGCGGGCCCAGCUGCUGCAGCCUCGAGUGACCCCGGAGGGUGAAUACAUACCGCUGGACCAUCAGGAUGUGGACGUGGGCUUUGAUGGUGGCACCGAUCGCAUCUUCCUCGUGUCUCCCAUCACCAUCGUGCACGAGAUCGACUCUGCCAGUCCUCUGUAUGAACUAGGACGUGCCGAGCUGGCCCGGGCCGACUUCGAGCUGGUGGUCAUUCUCGAGGGCAUGGUUGAGGCCACGGCGAUGACCACACAGUGUCGCUCUUCCUACCUCCCUGGUGAGCUGCUCUGGGGCCAUCGUUUUGAGCCAGUCCUCUUCCAGCGUGGCUCCCAGUACGAGGUCGACUAUCGCCACUUCCAUCGCACUUAUGAGGUGCCAGGGACACCCGUCUGCAGCGCCAAGGAGCUAGACGAACGGGCAGAGCAGGCUUCCCGCAGCCCCAAGUCUAGCUUCCCUGGCUCCCUGGCUGCAUUUUGUUAUGAGAAUGAACUUGCUCUGAGCUGCUGCCAGGAGGAAGAUGAGGAAGAGGAAGCCAAGGAGGGGGACGAGGGGGAGGCAGAAGAUGAAGCUGCCAGCCCCCGAGUACUCACACCAACCCUGGCACUGACCCUGCCCCCAUGAAAUCAGCUGGUGUCUCCCUAUUUGUACCCCCUUCCCAGAGGUAGCAAGAUGGAGAGAUCAGGCCCUCUCCUGGGAUGGCGGCAGGUGUUUCCCAAGACCAGACAGGCCUGCUGGGUAAAUUAUUAGCUGGUGAAGUUCUGCUAUGCUUAGUGGACCCACCACGGACGUACUGGACCUUAAUUCCACUGCGUCCCAUGCUCCCUCCUGAGACCCCUUUGUCAGCCCGAUUCCUGAGUCUCACCAGAGCUGAGGGAUCCAGAAUUCUGGACCACCCAAGAGGCAAGAACUGGUCGUUCUAGAUUCCUCUAUGUGGCUGGCUUAGGUUGUUGAGCAGGUCAGGAAUCAGUGGUAUAGACGGCCUCUGGGGGAGGAGGUCGACAGUUAUUGAGCAGCAAUAGAGAUCAAGAGUCUGUAGGUCUGGAUUGACCAGAGAUUCAAGGGACUGUUGCUUCUAGACUCAGCCAACCAAGUAGCAAAUGAUUUUUUCUACACCACCUAAGGAGGGAAGGUUACGCCCUGCUUGGGUGGCCCUCCUUAAGAAUGUCUGAAGAAUUCAAGACUAUCUUGAUUGACCAAUGUCAAGGAAUGUUGACUGCAAGUCAAGAAAGGACCUUGUGGUUCCAGAAAGCCCAAGAGUUGAGAUUCUGUGAAUCUAGAUUGAAUGCAGAGGCAAGGACUGGUCAUUCUAGAACAGCUUUGAUCUAGAGAGUUGACAUACUCCAGAAACUAGAGUUAUGUUUCUAGAAUGCACAAAACAAUGGUGAGUCUGUGGGUCUAGAAGGACUGAAGUGAGAGAUGAGGAGUUCUUGAUGCCGGGUAACUCCGGACCACUGGCUGUAGGACAUCGGAGCAAGGGGAUAAUCAAUGCUUCUAAAUGAUCCGCAGGGUUUUUUUUUAAGUGCCAUUCUAGAAUGUCCAAAGGAAUCAGGAUUCUGUGGCUCUAGAUUGAUCACAGAGUCAAGGAAGGUGUGAUGAUCCUAGAUAUGUCUGAGAUUUGCUGGUUCCAGUUUGCCCAAAGGACUUGAGAAUCUCGAUGAUUCUAGACGACUUCUUUGUGGUUCUGUAAUGCCAAAGAAUCAAGGCUCCAGGGGUCCAGAGUUGUCCAUUAUCAAGACCUGGAAGUUCUAAUCAGCUCCUAGAAUUUGGCAGUUCUGAGGUAGACUCAGGACUCGAGAGACAGCAUUUCUGGGCUGACCUAGAAGGUGUGGGUAACAGGGCUACUUAUUGGGCAAGAAAAGGGAGAGGCCCAAGGCUGGUGAGUCUGCAGUGCUCUGGAAUCCUGCACCUGGCGAUGUGUG
This is a messenger RNA of Equus quagga, 2763 nucleotides long. It is a transcript of the gene KCNJ14, whose product is annotated as potassium inwardly rectifying channel subfamily J member 14. Gene Ontology annotation, cellular component: plasma membrane. NCBI's taxonomy places the organism in Eukaryota, Metazoa, Chordata, Mammalia, Perissodactyla, Equidae. The record is from RefSeq and is a predicted model, not a curated record. Gene Ontology annotation, molecular function: inward rectifier potassium channel activity. Gene Ontology annotation, biological process: potassium ion import across plasma membrane; regulation of monoatomic ion transmembrane transport. The transcript has 2 exons. Bases 167 to 1465 code for a protein of 432 amino acids.